AUGGCUGAUAUGUCGCCUACUCGUCGCCGCCGCCCGUCAAAGGACACAGACAGCCUGAGCCAGGAUGGGACACCUCAGCCCGCCUCAUCUGCCGCACGACGCAACGAAGACGACGAGGCCCGACGCGACUUUUUAGAGCGCAACAAACUCGCUGCACGAAGACACCGCGAGAGACGCAAAGACUACAUCGCUAACCUCGAGCGCUCGUUGCAUAUGGCGCGUCAACAACUUGAAGACUCGAGACAAGAGCUUGACUCGCUCCGACACUUGGCCACAUCUCUCGCUCAGCCCACUUCAGGCCCUCCACACCCGCCCCGUGCGUAUACGUCGAAUGGCUACGGCGGCAGCAGCCCUCCGACGCCCGUUUCCCGACCGCUGGUACACCCCCCGGCUCCCUCUCAGCCGGGCGAACCGAGAAUUCCACCGGGCGCAGCUCGAGCCCGACUACAGGCGCUUAGCGAAGUCUACGCCCGCGCCGUACGCAGCUGCGACGACCCUAUUCCCAUCCACUGCGACGCCCGAUUCAGGGACUUGUUGGCCGGAGCUGAAGACGCCGCCGCACCCAUCCGCGCACUCGUCCUCGAAUGCGAAGAGCUCAGCAAGACAUGCGUUGACGCAUCCACUUGA
Messenger RNA from Rhizoctonia solani, 627 nucleotides. Its product is annotated as bZIP transcription factor. The record is from RefSeq and is a predicted model, not a curated record. Gene Ontology annotation, biological process: regulation of DNA-templated transcription. The transcript is spliced from 2 exons. Gene Ontology annotation, molecular function: DNA-binding transcription factor activity. Bases 1 to 627 code for a protein of 208 amino acids. NCBI's taxonomy places the organism in Eukaryota, Fungi, Basidiomycota, Agaricomycetes, Cantharellales, Ceratobasidiaceae.